Messenger RNA from Daphnia pulicaria, 5043 nucleotides. RefSeq lists its product as uncharacterized. Lineage: Eukaryota; Metazoa; Arthropoda; Branchiopoda; Diplostraca; Daphniidae. The transcript is spliced from 20 exons. The record is from RefSeq and is a predicted model, not a curated record. The coding region runs from base 68 to 4666 and encodes 1532 amino acids.
CGCUAGUCUCAAUGUUUUGUGUCGUCAAGUAUUUCUUGCCAAGCGACAUCUCAAUUUUUUAAGAAAGAUGGCCCGUUUUAAGACGGUCCAUCCCACUUUGGAUGAAGAGUUUAAGUUAAGUGAGGGAGAAAAUUCUAUCAAUCAACCUCAGAAAGAACCAUUAAGAUUUCACCUGGAUACUACUCUUCUAGCUCCACAUCUUGUAGAUCUUGUUCUGGAAAUCCAGCGAAUAGCUGAGAGUACCCUCUUUCAUUGGAAAACCUUUCCUCUCAACCUGCCCCAACCCAUCGCAGUUCAAGAAUUCAGUGAAGGUUCAGCAUCAACCAGACGGAAACCCCUGGUUGUGGAAAACCUUUUUGACAUUCCCUCAUGGGACGACCUGGAUGUUGUAUCUGUUGAUGCACAUGGUGAAGCUAAACACCUCAGCAAUAAGCAGUUGACAUCAGUUAGGCAGCAUGGUAUAACACAGAAAAAUGGUACUUGGAGAACAUUAACAGCCGAUCAACUGCGUUCCAUAAGCAAAACAGGGUCGUUCACUGUGGCCAGUGUAAAUUUCCCCGGACAGCAACAUACCUGGCGAGUGAAUCCGCUAUUGCAAAAAGGCUCAGAGGUAGCGAUGGAUUCACUACUUAAUACAUUGGCCUGGUCAGCCGCAGUUAUAAAUUUGACAGCUAGCGAGAGGUUCACCGGCGAUGUGUUUAGCGUUCGCAAAUCAAUCCGCAGCCUCCGCAUGGGAUUUCAUCGCUUUCUGGAUUUGAUAUUCGGUAUGCCAAGUUUGCAGCCACGAGACUUCGAAUCACGCCUGCACGAAGAGCGAAGCCGCUAUUUAGUGGCAGAAUUGUUAUGCGCGGUUGAAUGCCAGGAAGAAUAUAUUGCCUUGUGUCGUUUCAUUCGCCACUACCUUGCCCACCAGCAAACGUCUGGGGGUAGCGGGCGACUGUCGGAUGUCCGACAACAAAAGCCCCCGCCUCUCCCUUACAUCUUCCAAACGCCAAAAGGGAUGUUGAUUGACCUUCGACUCUUUUCCAGAGAAAUCAUGGACAAAGUCAAGCCGGUGGUAAAUAUGGUGUUGCAACAAGAGUCUAAAACACGCUGGUCACGUCAUCACGUCCCAGAGAUUAAAGUUGAUCGGAAACGUAAUGAAGCCGGUCACAGCGGUCCCGACGACGACUUUCAGGAUUUAAUGAAUGAUGAGCCCCUGAAUCGUAUUUGGGAUUCAGUUCUUCACAACGCCGAUGUAGAGCAGCUAGGGCCCGGUAUUGCCCAAUUGCUUGUCGAUCAAGCACGAGCGACUAUCACAAUGAAGAGAGCUGUUGCUAAAGUGCGUGAAAGAUUCACUGCAGACUUGAUACAAGCUGAACUGGACAUUCGCUUGCGUCAUCCUAUGCUCUCCCUUGUCAAACCCUGGAUGGAUAAACAACUUUGCAGCGUUAAGACGAAGUUGGCUAAAGAAUACCAAUGGAAAUGCCACGAAGAAGCUAUUGAGGCGUGCCGCCGCAAGUCACUCGAUCAGUUUGUUUAUUUCCUUUCCCGGGAUCUUGCUUUCCUCAGAGAUCGGGCGCCCAUCUUGAGUAAAGAGCUCUGGGCAGACAAACAGGCCACUCGCUCUUUCAUUUGGGACACUUGGAUUUGGAAUCCCAGAGCUUGGAUCAUCCGCCGUUAUUUUCAAGGCACCGCUGAGGUAAUUCCUACCCACCUCAGUGGGACGCCAACUUCUAUAACCAAUCCAAGAUGCAGCAGCAGUGGCAGCGACGGCCAAGAGCAACCAGUUUACACUUUAGAAAGAAGUAGCAGAAGAACGACGACGACACAAUGGCCACUCUGGCGCUGGGCAAAUUUUUUGCAGCGGGCCUGGGUCUGGUCCUGCAACGGCGCCUACGCUUGCGGUUAUCUUGUUCCUUGGUGCAGCCCAAUCGGUUUAAGAGCUCUUGUGGCGAAUCAACCUUUCUACGCCGAUCUUGAACUGUCGCAGGUCAACGGAACCCUUUGUCCUCGUCGCUCGGCUUACACGCCAACCCUCAAUUCACGUUUGGCUUCACUCUGGCGUCACAUUUCAAAGUCAAGAACCGAAUUUGAAACGAAACCCGACACGGGUUUCAUGGGCAAAGGCUUAACCCGACAGCUCAAUAGAGCCUGGAAUUACGGCUUUAAAGGUCUCCUAUGCAGUUUGUUGUUUCUACUCAUCUUCCCGGUUAUUUGUAUCCUAUGCAGCGCCGGAGGCAUUUGCCUGGCGCUGUCCGCUCCUGUUUGGGCUCCUGUCUUCGCCCUGAUCUACCAGGUCUGCAUAAUCCUAGUCUGGGAUGUGGAUAACCCUGACCCUAAGCGUGGCCCCCUCCUUCCUAUGAUCCGUGUCCUCGUUCGUGACCUGCUACUCGAUGGACUCCUUCAACCUAUCGCCUGCUUGGUCACUGCCUUCAUUGUUUGUCCGCUGAUAUCCCUACUCUUGGCCGUUUAUGGUAUGCUUCAUUGGAUGACGGUUCGUUCUCGAGACGCCAUUAUUUACAGUCUCGCCAUCCGCCCGAGAGGUCGCAUCCCUGCAUCAGAAGGCUUCCUAGUCAAGCGCAUCGCUGGGCCAGGAUUGAAUACCGAGUUUCAAUACCAGAUUUCGAAAGAACAAGCUUUGGCUGCGUUUGAAGCUCGCUUAGAAUCGGACCGUCUGAUUGCUUAUCGCCGACAAACAGAGCGCUUAAUCCGCCGCCCAGCAGAAGAAUUUCGUCUCUUCGUUCAACAAGUGUUCUCCCCGUUCUCGGGAACUGCUUGGUGUCCUACUCCGGUCACUGAAAAGCCCGUCGACAAGGCAGACGCUACUGCCUCGAACUUCAAGUCAUCGAAUGUCGCUGCACAGUUGGAGCGCGAAACGCAAGCUUUAUUAGCGUCGCUGGAAGAAAAGGUGGAACGUCGCUUAGAACAACUUCGAAUGUCAUUGAAUACCAACGCCUUGAAAAAGAUUCGAAUGUCAUCUGCCGAUUUAAAAAUGGUAUUAGUGCGAUCAGCAAUGAUGAUGCGCACUUUCUACCCGACCGAAAUUCUGGUGCGCCUCGGUGUCAAUGAGUCUGAACUAUGGGAACGUUACAACGUAGAAGAAGGAGAUUGGCUUGCUUUGUCGGCCAUCUUUCUGAGUGAAAUAUUUAGUUCCUCAAUCCUUAAUCCCCUAAAUGAUGAAGAAACUCGCAUUCAACUCCAGGCAAAAGAUCUUAAUCUGGGUCGUUAUGGGGCCAUGUUCACUCAAUCCGAUCUUGACAGCGAGCCUUUCGAGUGGCCGCAACGGGCGUUUCAACCAGCGGUUGUACCAUUGCCUGAUUUCUCCUAUUUUAGUCCAGUGGGUCGCGACGCGGCCAACAGCAGUCCGCCGUGGAAGAAAAAAAGGACGACACAGGUGCAUGGCCAUUCAGGACGUCUUUCCGAAGGAGUAGCUUCGUGGAUGGGAAAAUCCGUCACCGUUUCAGAGCCGAGCCGAGCUGGAUGGAAUUCGGAGCUGCUAAUACCCCUACCUGUCUCCCAUCCGGUGCUCAUUUGCAUACUCAUCUACAACCGUCAUCGAGAUGUCGGUGCCAUUCCCUUGGAAUCGGAAUCGUGCCGCCUUCUCAUUCGUUUCUUGGAAGGAUCGGUCACACUUUCUCGAAGAAAAGAAAACACAAUAUCUCGGCCACCCAUGUUGCUGGAUGCUGCGGCCAGCAGAAGCCCAGCAAGUCACAAACCUUUACUGGGCAGUUCGGGAUCGGAUCUGGCUUUGUCACAACCUUCACUGGCAGUUGAUUUCUCCAACACACCCAGCACUAGCCCCUCACAGCACGACACGCUCGUUUCUAUUGCCCAGGACGGAACUCUUUCGCUAGUCGGUACACUCGUCUCGGAGCACGCUUCAGUCGAUAUUGACAUGGGCUUAGACCAGGAAAAUAUUGCGCAAAGUUUAUCAGCUUCUAGAGAUGUUGAUGCUGAUACGGUACUAUCGAAGAGUCUAGGUUCAACCUUAGCUCGAGCCGCCGACACGUUGCGCAUGGCUCUUUUGGGAGAGAAAGCAGAAGAGACGUCGUCUGCGUCUGGGGGUCGUAAUAAAUAUGCAGUUGAGAAUUUCGAGCUUUUACCCAGCAGCGAUGAGCACCUUGCCGCCACUAAUACUGCACCAGAGAGUCGCCCAGAAGUGACUGAAAAGAGUAAGAAGUUUCCCACCUACCAACCAGCGUCUUUCCGUAGUUGGCGUAUGAAUCUCCCUUCACCGAUACGAUAUGAUUCUGAUCCGAGGUUGAGGACCUCCGUAGACUUAAAUCAACCACAACCGACGAGUCCUCGACCACUUGGUCUUUUUGAAUUAAGCAGAGGUUUAGCCCUAGAUCGUGGGCCUGCAUUCAGUCCAGCCCAGCUGUCCAUCGGUAGACGUUUGAUGGAAAGGGGCGAGAUGGCGGCAUCAGGUAGCCAAGAUAGUUUACCUUUUGCCGAAGAAGACGCUUCUUUAGUCGAUUCACCAGAUUGCGAUCUUUCAAAAAAUGCUCCGAUACGCAAAAAUCCAGAAACCUUGGGGAAUACCGGCCAGUCUUAUUGUGAAGUCCAGACAGUGCAGCAAUCUCGACCGGCUGCCGUUUUAGCAUCGAUCGAAGAUUUGAGUCUCAGUAUUGACAGUCAACAUACUCACUUAGAUAUUACAUCUCAACUUGGAACUCAAGUUUGACAUGGUUUUUCUUUACACAAUUUUUGAGUUUAUAUUCUCUACACAUUUACAACUGUUGAGCCCGGAAGCGAUCCAGCCCAAGACGUCUUAUGUUUCAUUUAUAUUGUUUGAAAAACUCCGCGUGUGGCUCGAUAAUCUAUCGCCUUUUCAAUAAGCCAAACUAUCGCGGUUAUUAAAAAAAAAGAAAAAAAAAAAGACAAAUUUGCGCUGACGCUUUUUCCUGUUGAACACACGGCUACGUUUUGUUGAUCUUGAUGCUUGAUGUUUUUAAUUUUCUAAUCUAUUGCGAUGACUUUUUCAUCUGCUCGUGCAAUUGUUUCUUUCCCCACUCCCCUCGCGAUUCUAGUCACUUGAACAAUAUACAUUUUCCUUUUCAA